AUGAGCCAACUAUCGCAUCGCCUCGCUCGACCAACCAUUCAUGGAAACGGGCCAUGCAACAUCUAUUGUCAGGAACCGGUUAACGACGCAGAGUCUGGCCACGCUGUGAAUGUUCGACGUCGAUUUAACUCAGGAAGUGUGCAGAGGCCACCCAGUAUUCUUAGUGGUCUUCGAGGGCUCGUAGGUCGACCGCGAUCUGAGAGUCUCAGCACUCAGUUACAAAAGAAGCCAGUCAAGCUCAAGAAAGUGCAGGUGAACGGCUGCACACUGUCUUCAGUAUACGAUCUGCGCGAGGGCGAUGAGGGUUCGUCCGACCUGUACGACGACGAUUGGGCGUUCCGUAGGCCAAGAAGUAACAGCUCGGAUUUCCUCAUCCUACGAAAAACAUCGCGACCUCUCAGCGUCGACGUGGUGGGUCUUGUAGACUCGCAGUCUGAUCCCUACCGACAGUACAUGCGAGUUGUGGACUGCUACGAGUUGGCGCCGCCAACCGGGAAUGUCAUUGCUCUUGACAAGUCUAUAAAGGUGGACAGAGCGUUCUCGGCCUUAUGUGAACAAAACGUUCGUGCGGGUCUCGUCUGGGAUUCCUCCCAACAAAGAAUAGCGGCAUUAGUCACAUUAACCGACUUUAUAAUGUAUCUGCGCGAUAACGCUUCCAAGUGUUCUACAAGUGAAGUCGGGGAAUUGAUAUCAAAUAGUUCACUCGUCACCGUUUCAGCUGAUGCAAAAAUAAUCGAAGCUUGCGAAGAGUUCUGUCUGCAUCGCGUACAUCGAAUCAUCGUUCGUGAUACACAGUCUGGAGACAUCCUCUACCUGCUCACGAUUAAAAGAGUUCUUCAAGCGAUACACAAGCAGAACCGUUCUUUACAUUUUGCCCAAUGGUUGAGUUGUCCUAUUAAGGACUCUGGAGUAGGAACAUGGGAGAAAACAAUUCACUCCGUCACUCUCACCGACUGUUUGGACGACGUCGCAGUAACACUGCUUUCCCAGCAACUUUCCUCCCUCCCCGUCAUUGACGAAAAUGGGAAAGCUUGUGACGUUGUAACUAAAGCUGACAUUGCAAUGGCUCUCAUGGAAGCAAGCAGUCCUCAGAGGUUUCUUGCCGACACUGCCGUGUCAGCAGUGCUCGGUCGUCGUCCUGCGCCAGCGUUCAUUCGUCCACAAGAUACGGUUGGAAAGGUGCUGGAUGCUUUGUUAGAAGCCAGUCAUAUGCGUUGUGUGUUCAUCGUGGACGAUCAUCUGAGGCCGAUCGCCUGCGUCUCACAAUCAGAUGUUAUCUCUCAUCUGAUCUACGAUGAAGCUCCUUUCCAGAAGUCGAGAGAACCAUUGUAG
This is a messenger RNA of Necator americanus (New World hookworm), 1332 nucleotides long. RefSeq lists its product as uncharacterized. The record is from RefSeq and is a predicted model, not a curated record. Gene Ontology annotation, molecular function: protein kinase regulator activity; protein kinase binding; AMP binding. Gene Ontology annotation, biological process: protein phosphorylation; regulation of catalytic activity. The transcript is spliced from 11 exons. The coding region runs from base 1 to 1332 and encodes 443 amino acids. Gene Ontology annotation, cellular component: nucleotide-activated protein kinase complex; cytoplasm; nucleus. Lineage: Eukaryota; Metazoa; Nematoda; Chromadorea; Rhabditida; Ancylostomatidae.